AUGUCUUCCUCCUCCGAAAGCCGUCGCAAAUUUGACUCCAGAUCUAGUAGUGGUCCAAACAGGAGGAGGUACAACGUGUUCUUGAGUUUCUGCGCUACAGAUGCCGGACAGCUUGUUCCCCGUCUCUGUAGCGCUCUUAGUUGGGAACCUGGAAUUGUUGUUUUUGGGGAAGACGAGAGGUUUCAACAUAGGGAACAUGUAGAGUCAGUGCUGAAUGUAAUUGGAGAAUGCCAAAUUGCUAUUGUUGUAUUUUCAAUAAAUUAUACUAAUUCCAGUUCGUGUAUUCAAGAAUUGGAGAAAAUAACCGAGUGUUGUCGAACCUCCGAUUUACGUGUUCUUCCCUUGUUUUAUGAUGUUGUUCAUGCCUCCUACGGAAGUUUAAAGGAAGAUAUGUUUGGAGAGUCUUUUCCUAGUUUCCUUGAUAGAAUAUCCAUGAAGGAAAUCUCUGAAAAUGAAGAUAAGUUCAUGACUUGGGUGGCUUUGAUAACUAAACCUACCAAAUAUUUAGGAUCAAUUGAUCUCCUACACAAACCCACGCACAUGUAUGGAAAUGUAAACAUUGGGGAAAUAGUUGAAGGUGUUAGGUUUGUGAUAAACAGAAGAAAGUUGUUGUUUAAGGCUGUGGAAGAUGUGGUUCAACUAUUGAAACAAUCAAAAUCUCCUCUCCUACUAGGGAUAUGGGGGAUGACAGGGAUCGGUAAAUCAACCAUUGCCCAAACCACUUUUGCUCAAAUUGGUCUUUACUUUGAAUACGCGUGCUUCCUCCGAAACAUUGCGGAACUUUGGAAAAACAAUAUUGGUAGAGUUUCAUUACUAGACGAACUUCUUUCCAUUAUUGACGGACCAACUAAAAUACGUAUGCCCACAAUUAAGUCAAUGAAAGUGAUCAUAAAACAAAGUCUUCGACAUAAAAGAAUACUUCUUGUACUUGAUGGUGUUGAUAGAUUGGAGCAGCUACAUGCUUUGUGUGGAAGUCGUGAAUGGUUUGGUGAAGGUAGCAAAAUAAUCAUCACGACAAGAGACAGACAUCUACUCAAGGAGCAUGGAGUUGACCAUAUAUAUCAAGUGAAACUAUUGGAUCAAAGUAAGUCACUCGAGGUUUUGAAUUCGGGUGCAUUCGGCCAAGCACAGAAUCCUCGAGAAGAUUUUGUUGAAGUUUCUAGACAACUAGUUCCUUAUUGUGGGGGAUUACCUCUUGCUCUUGAAGCCCUUGGGAUGUUCUUGCGUGGAAAGGAAGUACUUGAAUGGAAGGGUGUGUUGAGGAGUCUCCAAAGAUUUUCCAUUCCAGUUCCACGAUUACUAAAUACUCUAGAAAAGAGUUUUAGUAAUUUGAGUAAUGAAGAGAAAUGCAUAUUCCUUGAUAUAGCACAUUUCUUUAUAGGGAUGAACCAAAAUGAUGUACUCCAAACAUUAAAUAGGUCAACACAAUCCGCAGCUCUUCAAAUAAGUCUCCUUCAAGACAAGAGCUUUGUAACCAUUGAUGAGAAUAACAAACUUGAAAUGCCUGUUCUGCUACAAGCCAUGGCAAGAGAUAUCAUUAAGAAGGAAUCAAGUAAUAAGACUGAUCAGCCAAAGACAUACGAUGUGUUUUUGAGUUUCAGAGGGGAAGACAAUCGGGCAAAGUUCGUGUCACAUCUCCAUUCGUCUCUUCAAAAUGCAGGGAUUUAUGUUUUCAAAGACGACAACGAGAUUCAACGAGGAGAUCAGAUCUCAUUCUCACUGUUGCAAGCAAUUGGAGAGUCUAGAAUUUCAAUCGUUGUUUUGUCUACAAAUUAUGCUAAUUCUAGAUGGUGUAUGCUAGAGUUGGAGAAGAUCAUGGAAAUUGGCAGGGUCAAGGGUCUGGUGGUCGUGCCAGUGUUCUAUGAGGUAGAUCCCUCAGAAGUACGUCACCAGAAAGGUCUUUUUGGAAAAGCUUUUGAAGGUCUUAUAUCAACAACAAUCUCGGUGGAUAAAUCCACUAAGAGUAAUUGGAGAAAAGAACUCUUUGAUAUCGGUGGCAUUGGAGGGUUUGUACUCGUAGAUUCCAGGAAUGAAAGUGGUGAUAUCAAGAAUAUUGUUGAACAUGUUACUCGUUUGCUAGACAGAACAGAGUUAUUUGUUGCUGAACAUGCAGUGGGAAUUGAAUCUCGUGUGCAAGCCGCAACUAAGCUUUUAAACAUCCAAAAAGCAGAAGAUGUUUUACUUCUAGGGAUAUGGGGCAUGGGGGGUAUGGGAAAAACAACCAUUGCCAAAGCCAUUUAUAAUAAAAUUGGGAGCAAAUUUGAGGGAAAGAGCUUCCUUUUGAAUAUAAGGGAAUUUUGGGAAAUGGAUACUAAUCAAGUCUCAUUACAACAACAGGUACUUUGUGAUGUUUACAAAACAACUUCAUUCAAGAUACGUGACAUUGAGUCAGGGAAAAAUAUAUUGAAGCAAAGACUUGGCCAAAAAAGGGUUCUGUUUGUGCUUGAUGAUGUGAAUGAACUGGACCAACUAAAGGCUUUGUGUGGAAGCCGCAAAUGGUUUGGUUCAGGGAGUAGAAUAAUCAUUACAACAAGAGAUAUGCAUCUUCUUAGAUCGUGUAGAGUUGAUCAAGUGUAUAAAAUAGAAGAAAUGGACGAAAGUGAAUCUCUUGAGCUUUUUAGUUGGCAUGCAUUCAAGCAACCAAGUCCGGAAGAAGAUUUUGCUACACCUUCAUCCAAUGUGGUUGCUUACUCUGGGAGAUUGCCACUAGCACUUGAAGUCCUUGGCUCCUAUUUGUCUGACUGUGAAAUAACAGAGUGGCACGAAGUUUUGGAGAAGCUCAAAUAUAUCCCCGAUAAUCAAGUACAGAAGAAGCUAAGAGUAAGCUUCGAUGGUUUAAAAGAUGUUACGGAGCAACAAAUAUUUCUUGAUAUAGCUUGUUUUUUUAUUGGGAUGGACCGAAAUGAUGUCAUACAAAUAUUAAAUUCGUGUGGAUUUUUUGCCGAUAUUGGAAUUAAAGUCCUUGUAGAGCGAAGCCUUGUAACUGUUGACAACAAGAACAAACUUAGAAUGCAUGAUUUGCUGAGAGACAUGGGAAGACAAAUAAUAUAUGAGGAAUCUCCAUUUGAUCCUGAGAACCGCAGUAGGUUGUGGCGCCAUGAGGAAGUGUUUGAUAUAUUAUCAAAGCAAAAGGGAACUGAAGCUGUCAAGGGUCUGACUCUGGAGUUUCCAGGAAAAAAUACAGUUUGUCUGAAUACCAAUGCAUUUAAGAAGAUGAAUAAACUCAGAUUGCUUCAACUUGCUGGCGUACAGCUUAAUGGACAUUUUAAAAAUCUUUCGGGAGAUCUUAGGUGGUUGUACUGGCAUGGAUUUCCGUCAACUUACACUCCUGCAGGAUUUCAGCAAGGAAGUCUAGUUGUUGUCGAAUUAAAAUAUAGUAAUCUCAAACAAAUAUGGAAGAAGAGCCAGAUGCUAGAGAAUCUAAAAAUUCUUAAUCUUAGUCAUUCUCGGGAUUUGACUGAAACCCCCGAUUUUUCAUGCUUGCCAAAUCUUGAAAAGCUAGUACUCAAAGACUGUCCAAGUUUGUCUACGGUCUCCCAUAGCAUUGGAUCUCUCCGUAAAAUUCUUCUUAUUAAUUUGACAGACUGCACAGGUCUUCGAGAACUUCCUAGAAGCAUCUAUAAAUUAAAAUCUCUAGAAACUUUGAUUCUUUCCGGAUGUUCCAUGAUCAACAGAUUGGAGGAAGACAUGGAACAAAUGGAAUCAUUGACAACCUUGAUUGCAGAUAAGACUGCAAUAACAAAAGUGCCUUUUUCAAUAGUAAGAUCGAAAAACAUUGGAUACAUUUCUUUAUGUGGCUUUGAAGGAUUUUCACGUGAUGUAUUUCCUUCUAUCAUUCGGUCUUGGAUGUCACCAUCAAAGAAUUUGAUAUCUCUAGUUCAAACAUAUGUGCCCACAUCAUCUCUUGGUACUUUCAAGGACCUUCCAAAGCUUCGAAGUCUUUGUGUAGAGUGCGGCUCUAAACAUCAACUAAGUCGAGAUGUGGCAAAUAUUUUGGAUGUAUUAAGAGCUACAAAUUGUCAUAAAUUGGAUGCAAGGGCAACUACGUCACAAAUCUAUGAUACAUUUCCUUCUCCUUUAACUGAUGAUUGCCUUGGUGAAGUUCGCACUUCAGGGUCAAAGAAUUACUUGAAAUCUUUCUUAAUUCAAAUGGGAACGAAAUGCCAAGUAUCCAAUAUUGCCGAAGACAACAUUAUACAGACAGCAGACGGGACUUGGGAUUCAUUUUUGCUCCCCUGUGACAAUAUAUCUGAUUGGUUAAACUUCAGUUGCAAAGGUAGUUCUGUAAUAUUUGUUGUCCCGGCAAUCAAAGGGUGUAUCCUGAAGAGUAUGAUGUUGUUUGUCCGCUAUUACUCUUCCCCAGACAACAUAAUAUCAGAAGGUUGCGAUGGUAUGUUGGUCGUAAAUUACACAAAGACAACCAUUCAGGUCUAUAAAAGAGAUACACUAAUCUCCUUUGAGGAUGGUGAUUGGCAAAGUAUUACAGCAAAUCUAGAACCUGGUGACGAAGUGGAGGUUAAGGUUGUUUUUGGGGAGGGGUUCAUUGUCGAGGAGACAACAAUAUAUCUCUUAUAUGAUGAACCAAUCAACCAAGAAAUGGAAAACUGUAAUGCAGUAGAUGAGGAGGAUGUUAUUGUUUAUUAUGGUCAUGAUGAGGAGGAUGUUAGUGUAUCUGGUGGUUAUAAUACUGAUGUACCAGUGGAAAACAUUGCUACUGGUCUUGGUCAAGAUGAAAAUAUAAGUGAAGAUAGGCGCAUGCAUGCAAUGGAUAAGAAUUCUGAUGAUGUUGCCAAUGCCAUGGCAACAAAUAAGAAACGUGCCUGCUGUUUCUGGUGGCGGUGA
Vicia faba (fava bean) is the source of this 4842-nucleotide messenger RNA. Lineage: Eukaryota; Viridiplantae; Streptophyta; Magnoliopsida; Fabales; Fabaceae. The record is from the annotation of a GenBank genome assembly.